Molecule: messenger RNA, 360 nt
Organism: Acanthoscelides obtectus
Lineage: Eukaryota; Metazoa; Arthropoda; Insecta; Coleoptera; Chrysomelidae
Source: the annotation of a GenBank genome assembly
AUGUUCGACUUGAUAGCCUCAAUUUUACCUGAAGCACUUAAGCGUAGAGCUAAAUUGACUGGAAGAUUAAGAAAUUGCCCUCCUUCAUCCAAAACAAAGUCAUCAACUGUUUGUUUUUCUUAUACAGGUGGUGGAAGAAACCUAUUGUCUAGUAAUCUAAAUAGGCCACUUCUUGGACGACAGCAUUCUUGGGAUCUGACACUUAUGUGCCUGGAUCUGACACUUAUGUGCCUAGAUCUGACGGUUAUGUGCCUAGAUCUGAUGGUUAUGGGCUUCUGAUGCUGUUGGUAUUUGGUCAAAUGUCAGGAUUGUCUUGUAGAUACAAGGAAGCAAAGUCUCAUGAGAAACUCUUGGUCGGUC